Molecule: messenger RNA, 717 nt
Organism: Miscanthus lutarioriparius
Lineage: Eukaryota; Viridiplantae; Streptophyta; Magnoliopsida; Poales; Poaceae
Source: the annotation of a GenBank genome assembly
AUGAGCCAUCGUCUUGCAGACGACAGCCGAACCCGCCGAGCAGGAUGGCGACGGUAUCAACGUGACCCGUACAGCAUCCAUCCCGCGGAAUUAGAUCCCGUGGACUUGGCCUUGGCCCUCUAUCGUCAUGGUACAUCUCAGAGUAUGAUGCCAACCUCUUCUCUAACCCGACCUCGAUCUCCACCGCCAUCUCUCCAAGCCGCUAGCCGGCGCCAGCACAGUCGUCCUACGAGUAAGCGUGCUCGCAUCCCCGCCUCCAGCAAGGCUAUCCUCGGGCUCAAGGAGGUGCUGCUCACCACCACCACCAUGGACGAUGAUGACGACUGUGCCAUCUGCCUUAAGGCUUUGGCUGAUCCUGCAGAUCAACAGGACAAGGAGGACCCAGCAGCAGCUGCUGCUGUAGAGAUGAUGACAAGGCUCCGCGCCAUGCCCUGCUCCCACAUCUUUCACCAGCACUGCAUCUUUCAGUGGCUCCAUCGCAACGCCGUCUGCCCUCUCUGUCGCCACCAGGCCAGCUGCCCACCACGGAUGAUGAUGAUGAUGAUGAUGAUGAUGAGGAGGAGGAGGAGGAGGAGGAGGAGGAGGAGGAUGAAGUAUCACCUGAUUUUUGGUUCCCAUCGGUCCCGUACGACGAGGGUGUUACAACUACGGCUACACUGCCUGACCCUGAAGGAAGCCAAGACACAAGCACUGAAGGCGCCGGCCCAACUACUGUAG